AGUAAGAGGGCAAGUGCACGAGCACCUACUCGUACGUCCGCCGAUCAUCCAUUGUUGUCGGAAAAUGAAGAACAAGCUCCUGAACCGUGCACGUGUUAGCGAAUCCGAAGGAGGCUGACGGCUGAUUCCUCCUGAUGCUAUCCCUGAGUGGGUCUGCGCUGUUUCACAAUGUCGUGAACUGGCGUGAUGACGAACAGCGGGUGCCAGGCCGUUUCCUGCAGGUGCUUGGCGUGCGCUCCUCGGCAAAGUCCGCGCCCGCGGGUGGCUCGAAUGCGGGCGAGAGCAGCGGUAGCGAGUCUUCUGCAGUGGGAAGCAGCGCGGCAGCGGACAAGAAGUCGGGAACAAGCCAGCCCCCAAACAGCCUGCUGGGCUACCCCUUUGUGCUGCUGCGAGUACCGGUUGACAGCGCAUUACUGCAAGCCGAGGACGUUCCGCAGCGACGGAAGUUUCGCAGCAGUGCAGAGCAGGACGACGAGAACGACGACGAUGAACAAGACGGCAAUAAGUAUUCGUCACCUGCGGCGGCGCGUAGAAAGAAGAAGUCCGCACACAGUAGUCGCUUCGCUUCGCCAAAACGAAAAAGUCUGAUCACGGAGCAAAAGCUGCCUCGGGUGCCGGAAGACGCGACGUCCAGUGCGCCAGCGGUGUCGGCGUCGGAGGCCGGUGGAAAUCUCACUGGAAGGGGGCCAGCCACCGGAAAUCUGACUGUCAGGAGAACGAGUGGAGUAAGUGAGACGAGGCAAAGAUUGCGGCAUGCCGGAGCCUAUUUCGAGAGGCUCGCCGUUGUCUUCCGCAAAUACGAUUUUCGACUCCGACUUAGCGAUGGCAUUGUGAUCGCGAGGACACCAAGCGUCGGACCACAGAACGCGGCAUCUACUACUUCCGUCGAUCCCGAUUGCUACGUCACGCUGUUGCUCGAAUAUCAAAGUGCCAACUUCGACUUUCAGCGAAUGCUCGCUGCGGACGAGAACUUCUACGAUGCGUCGGAAGACUCCAUCGAGGCUGCGUUGCAGCUUGCACUUCGGGAACUUUUCCAGUACUUGUCGGUGACUAGUGUGGAAAAGGGCGUGAAUUUGUCCUACGGCAACAUUCUAGCGCAAGCGAAUUUGGCGAGAGCGGUGAAAGAGAACCUGCAUGAAGCCGCUGUACUGUCAAAAAGUAUGAGUCGGAAGCGACCCGGCGUGUUCGGGCGGCUCGUGGCGCUGGCACGGGAAGUCCCGCAGUUGUUCCGCAUGGCCACGACGCUGCUCAAGGUGCCGCUUCGCGCUGAAGAAGAGUUCUUUGAAUUCCUGGCGAAGCUGCUCCACGCGGGAUUUUCGGUUCUGUAUCUGCGCAGCCCAUUUCUACCGGAAGACAAGGUGGAGGACGUCGAAGCGCUCGUGAAUCUAAGCCUUGCAGAGGAACCGGAUGCAGCUUCCGUUUUCGAUCUGUCCCGUGUUGGUACGGGCGGCCCCGCAAGCGGAAGCGAGACUGGCAACUUGACGCCACUCGGAGGACCUGGUGCACCCGCGCAACAACUUGCGCGCUCCGCGUUGCAGACACCACGAAGCGGCGGCGGUAUUUUGUCCCGCGGGGGCUCGCGCCCCGGCUCUGCGCGCAACAAGAGCGUAGCUUUUGCCGGAGGAGGAUCUACAAGUGGGCCGGGAGUUGUUCCUGACGCCGGGGUCAUGGGGACAGGCGUUAUCAUUGGCAUUCCGGAAACGCCACCAGUCGAGCAGCCACCAGAAGACCUCGCUGCGGUUGCCGCCGCUGUUUCUUCCAGCAGUAGCGCCAUCGGAACACCCACCACGAGCGAAGCUAUUUUUCUUUCAUCUGGUGCUAUGCCCUCGAAGGCUGUUUCGUCUAACCGCAUAGUGCCGAUUGAAAAAACUACGCUUCUGGUGCAGGGCGUCGGCUUGUCGUUCACAGGCAGCAAAGCUAGCCCCAGCCUGGCAGUCGGGCAGCAGGUCAGUUUGGCGAAGGCAGUUUCGUCAAGUACCGCGGUUGUACAUGAAGAUGGCCAGCGCCCAGUAGUGCCACUGCCUUUAGGCACCGACGUGCAGACACAACCUCUAGGCGACGGAAAAGACGAAGUAGGAGUGUUGUACGCUGAAGCGAUGAAAGGACCAGCGCAAGUAAGUAGGAAAUAAGUACUCCUCCUGGGUGUAGUUCUUUUUUGCAAACUUCCUAUCGAUCUUCACAGAAGUCGAGCAUGAAAAUGGCAUUUUAGCCUCUACACACGCCGGUAUUCUGAUCGCUUUCUUGGCACGAAACUUCUAGUUUUGCAAUUCUGCCACCGAGAAGGAGUUUCCCUUUAAUGAAGAAGGACAAGGAGGACUCAGCGAAGGUCAUAUCGCGCACCGUCGACGAUUUUUUUUCCGACGCAGAAACCACGGCAGUUGUUUGCCUCGAGGCCUUGCAUGAGGAGCAGAAUGGAGAGGUUUUCAUGGAGACCCUCCUGCAGGAGAACGGGUUCCUGAUUCUUGGGCGACGACGAAAACGUUUGGAUGCGCACGAACUAGCAGAGUUGAUGGGAUUCGGCAUGCAAUCGCGAGAGGAAGGAUCCAUCCGCGCUUCCUCCGCGGCAUCCUCCAAAUCAUCUUCAGACUUGCUUAUGCCCCCGGCGGCCGCAUUCACAGACCGACCUUCCCUAAGCGGCGGGCCUCCGCCGCCUGCGGCGCCGUCCUUGUCGCUGGUGCAGCGUCUGAUGGCCGCGGGAGACCAGCGGCAGAAGUUCUUAGAACAGAGCUGUGCGAUUCCGCAGUUUCACCGCACGCUGCCAACGCAUCUAGCCCCCAGGGACGAGAACGGGCACCUGUUCGAGAAAUAUCACGGAUUUGUCGAGCCCGGCGCAGCAAGCACGGUCUGCCUGUGGCUGGAGCACCUGGCAACGUCGAACGUUACCAUUUUUUUUGUGAAACGCACCAAUGCGUUUUCGCUGUUGCCGCACCUGAUCUACGGCAAUUACCUGCAGCUACUUACCGACCGGACCGUUUUGCUGGCCGACCAAACCGCAUCUUCCGACCCAUCGUCGGCGUCUGGCGGGGAGCAGCAACGCGCUUCGUCAUCUUCGAAGGAGCCCAAAACAGUCACGGUCGCCGCUCGACGGGACGUUUCGGUUCCACCCGUCCCGAUUCCAGUAGAGCAGGCGUCCCCUCUCGAGCCUGUUUACACGUUUGCCGGUGGAGGUGGGGACGGAUCUGCAGCGUCAACGGCAAGGUCCUCUAACGCUCAGAUGCCAGGACAAAUAACACCGGUGGUCCCGUUUCAACCGGAAGAUUACCUAGACAGCGCCAAAAUUAUUAUUUUGCCGCAAGCUGGUGGUGACGAGGUUGCGAAGGCGGAGGAGACGACUGCAACUACUACGGGGAAGAAACCGAACAACCCCUUCGUAAAGCGACCGAUUGCGAGCACGACGGAAACUUCAUUUUCGCGCCACCCCUUGGCGCACCGAACGACCACAGCCGCGCCUCGCGCAAUUUUUCGGAGUGUGCACGAUAUCGUCACACCGGAUUACGAUUCGAAUGUUCCAUUACUGGCUUUAACUCCGUGUUCGCGUGAAGUGGCUGCGCGAUUUGUGGAUAAGCACUUCUUCGCGAUACCGGCGCACCUUGUCGUGUCCAAGGCAGGUAGCUCGUCGGGAACCAGCAAACAGGAACGGCGUAGUUCGGGGUCAGGUGCAGGCUCGGUGCGUUCUGCAAAAACCGAGACAAUAAAUGUACUGGGUACAACAACUAGGGGCAUUGCGGCAACGGAUGGGGCAGGCGGCGGUGCGCUCGACGUAACAGGUGGAAGUAGCGGACAUCCUGCCUCCGCUUCCGCGAGUAAGACGACCACGGAUCCCGCAGGUUUGUCGGCGACGCAGUCUGGCGCUGAGAAGAUGCCGCCCGCGACGAAGUACAUUCUCGAGGACCUUACGCUGGCGAAGGCUGACACCACACAGUUUGCGCGUCCCUCGUGCGUCACAGAGGAAAUUGCAGUACUGCAAAUCUCUCAAAUCGAGAGUGCAGGUGCAGGCGGGACCGCUCCGCCACCAAGGGCUCGUCGGCAGCGGGAGUUGAGCACCUCGCUUCUGAAACAAGUUUUUCGGGAUGUCCUCGGAUUCGAAGUGGUGCUAACGACAGAACUCCGCCCGAUGAAGUGGGACGCUGCGCAGUUGGCCUCCGUACUCUGUGCAGGCGGUGCGCCGCAUCAGGUAUCUAUGUAUUUGUUUUUCAUGCGGUCAGACAGGAUGAUCUUCAACUUCGUGUAUCUAUUUCGGUUUUACUCUGACGCGAGAAGAACUAACAAAACAGAAAAAUAAUCGAAACGUCUCUCAGGAUGUUAUCCAUCGCUUGCCGCUGCUGCACGAUCGAUUGUCGGGAAGUGACAUGUUGCAGUCGUUGGCGAUUUCAGAAGCUGGUCGGACAACAAAGCCAGACCAAGACACGAGCGCUCAGCCAGGAACAACCACAGAUGCUGUUGUAGCCCCUGCCGACGUAGCCACGAAAGGGUUGAUAGACAUGCUUCGUCAUCAGUACGGAGACGACUUUUUUCAGGUCAAAGUCCUGAUUUUCGCUAAGCCUUAUGCGGUGGAAGAGCUUCGGGCUGCGCAUCGCUUGCGCGCAGACCAAAAUGUGUGCGCCUUGUGGAAGACUUACCAAGAAAUCUUUCGCAAUAGCUCGGUGCUGCUAUCCCGCGCUGCGGUCGACCAAGUUUUUCGCACGGUCUCGCAGAGCACAACCGGGGAGCCGCUGAGCAACAUUCUCCGUUCGAUACCUAGUACCGCAAACGAGCAGUCCGAGCUAGUUGUGAACAAGUUUUUUGCGGUCAGGCAUUUUUAUUUGUUGGGCUACCUGCACACGGAAGUAAUCACAGAGAUCCUGCGGUUGUUCUGUCAGCAUUGCCCAAUGCUUCUUUCGCAAUUUGUGCGAGAGCAGCGCAUCAUGUUGGAACGACUUCCGGACAGGCGCGCGCGCAUUGCUCCAGCGAGCAAGCGCGCCUCCGCGGCACUGUACGGCGCCGGGCCACCAGCCGCGCCAUCGCAAUCAGCCAGCGCUGGCACAACUUCCGGCAUACUGGCGUCGCAGCACCGGGCUUCAACAGCAUCAUCGCUCGUCAAGCCCCUGGAUUUGGCGAAAGCGAAUAUGGGUCGUGGCGGG
This is a messenger RNA of Amoebophrya sp. A120, 5120 nucleotides long. The record is from the annotation of a GenBank genome assembly. NCBI's taxonomy places the organism in Eukaryota, Dinophyceae, Syndiniales, Amoebophryaceae.